AGAAAAGUCAACAGCCUUACCCAUUCUCUCACCUCACCGCACGAACGCUCGCUACCUGCCUUCACACUCCUCGCUCCCGUCCCCCCUCGCGCCGCCGACGCCGACGCCGCCAUGCCGGAGGACGUCGAGAUGAACGACUCCGCAGCUCCCGCGCCCGCCGUUAUCCCUGCGAUCGCCGACGUCCCCGCGCCUGCGCCCGUUCUCUCUACCUUGCGACAUCUGAAGGAGAUCGCGUCGGUGAUCGAGGCCGGGUUGCUGACCAAGGAGGUGCGCCGGAUCUCCCGCGCCGUCCGACUCACCGUGGCCAUCUGCCGCCGCCUCGCCCCCCGCGAUGUCGCGGCCUUCCUCGCCUUCGCGCUGUCCUCUUCCUCCGAUGCCUUCGCCCACCUCUCCCCGCUCCUGCCCAAGGAAGAUGGAAGUGAGAUGGAUGUUGAUACUGCGGCUCCAGUAGCUCAAGUUUCAAUCAAGCAUGGUCUCCCAGAGAUUGAAAUAUACUGCUACUUGCUUGUGUUGAUUUUCCUUAUUGAUCACAAGAAGUACGAUGAGGCUAAAGCAUGUGCCAACGCUAGCAUUGCUCGUCUGAAGAAUCUCAAUAGGAGGACUGUUGAUGUUUUGGCUUCUAGGCUAUACUCGUAUUACUCAUAUGCACAUGAACUCACCAACAGCCUUGCUGAAAUUCGUGGCAUGGCAACUUUGCACCGUGAUGAGCUUGGCCAGGAAACACUUCUUAACCUGCUUCUUUGCAAUUACCUGCACUACAACUUGUCCGACCAGGCAGAAAAACUUAGGUUAAAGGCACCACGUUUUGAAGCACAUUCCAAUCAGCAGUUCUGCCGGUAUCUGGUCUACUUGGGCAAAAUUAGAACAAUUCGGCUGGAAUACACUGAUGCUAAAGAGAGCCUCUUGUUUGUACUUCUAAAAUGAACUUGACUGACGAGGUUUGGAAGAUUAUGUCUCCAGACCGAAUAAAAUCAGUCCUGCUGAUGUGAGUGUCUUCCCUCGAUCAGGUUGAUAUAUUGGCUGCAGUAGGCUAAACACUACUUGUGAAGGUAAACACAACGCUAGUUGACAUUGGCACCCAAAGCGAGAAGUUUUAUCAACAAGGCCUGGAGGAUUAGGCUUGCCAUGGACAUGGCAGCGACAGUCAACCGCAGCCUUGCAUCGAUGCACCGGGCUUACUUCUCCGCUUCAGGUAUAUACAGACAAGGAGGACUACCUAGACUAGAGUUCCUGCAGCAGACCAAUUCUUAUUCCUUCUUUUGCUCUUCAGAUCCAAGUUUCCUUUUACCUUGUGCAAUCCAAUUGUCACCACUAUUCCAGUCCAAAAUGUUGUCUAAAAUGUUCCAAAAUGCUCCAGUCAGCUAACUGCUGGAACAAAUGCAUUUAAUCAUUGUUCUAAAAUCAAACUGUUCCCAGUUGUAGGUGAUGUCACUUUCAUUCUUUAGUCCAUUUUCAUCAUAUGUUACUGUAAAAUGGUUGUUGCUACCCUUGGAUAUUGAGCUAGUAUCUGAAGUAUUUGUUCUGUACUCUGUGUCUCUGUUUGCAUUCUUUUGAAGGAAAAUAUUUAAGCAGCCCUACCUACUGUUCCUCUGUCUUUUUUAUCUUUUGAAAGUUGAAUAAUCUGUACUUGUCAUUUGAGUAGGACACUACCUAUUUGACCGAUGUCCACAAGUUCUGAAACAAUCAAAUUGAUUGAUUUGUUUUUUUUUAAUUCCUAAACCAACUUAGCUGGAGUGCCUGAACCUGUAUUUGCUUGGACAUAAAUAUCAACAUGGUGAAUGGACGUUAAGACUGCUUAAUCUUAAACAUAUAUUAUAUUGUAAACAAAAUUAAACAGCAACACGCUGAAUGGACGUUAAGCCUGCUUAAUCUUAAACAUAUGUAAUUGACGUUAUAGAUGGACAUAUGUAAUUGUGUGUGUGCUGUUAACUUUGUUGGUUUCACCAGUUCUGAUCAAAAGUUAAGAUCAUUUCAAUUCACCGAAUAUACAUGUUCAGAAUCAAUAUCUCCAUACAACAACAGUACCCGCUUCGGUUAGUCAAUGUAGAGGAUAUCUACUUAGCUAGCAACUUUGGUCAGUUAAUGUACAUCAAUAACUAGCAGAUUCAGUCCAAGUCAAAUUAAAGUUCCGGUUGACUAAAGUUGGAUAUAUCUAGAAUAAACAGUUCUCAGUCGUCCCUUUUCUAAAAUAAAUAUUCUAUGUCUAUAGGCAUGUUCUUAUCUAUCUGAGGCCAUAAGAAUAUACAGAGAUGUGUUCAUUUUCUAAUUAGUAUGAUCGACUUAUAAAUCUCUAUUAGAUGAUUAAUAGUUUUUACAGUACAGGUUUGCCACACAGUAGUGGCAGAAUAUUUUGUGUUGUUGCCACUUAGGUACUCGGUUGUAGAAGAACAUAGGUAGUGCAUCCUAAUAUAUUGGUUUUUACAAAAAAAAAAUACGUUUUGGUAUAUACUCUUGAGUUAGAUAGUACAUCAUACUGACUUGCAGGUCCUUCAUCCAGUGCCACGCACAUAUUGAAAUUCGGCCGGGGCCAUAUCAUAACACACUCCCAUAAAUUUUGUACUGAAUGUGAUUUUUGAACUUUUAGAUCCAAUUGUUCUGAAGGGAACUCAAAUCUUUUCAGCACUUAACUUUUUUAUAUGAUUUUGUCUCCUUACAUUGCUUGUAAACCAAUAUUUCCAAGCAAACCUUGAUUGUACAUUGUUUGACUUCUUGAGUGUGAUGUAUGCUUGAUAUGUAAUUCAGUUUAGUCUAAAAGGUUCACUCCUUACAAUUGAUUCCUGUAACUGAUGCUAGAUAAUUUCAUUACCUCAACCAUUCAAGUUGUAUUGAGGUCGUAGGAAUUAAUGAUGCAGAAGAGUAUAUUUAGCAACAAGGAGGGUCAUGUACAUAGUUGGAGUCAAUAUUGGGGACAUGUAUGUGUCUUAUUAUACAUAAGCUAUUGAGUUAUACCUGUUUUGGUAAUAAUGACAUACACCAAAAUUGGUUUAUUUUAUAGGAAGCUAUAUUCAAGGUAGCAUCUGUACUUUAUAUUGGAAAAAUAAAUUUUACCUAGGGAAUAGAAGUUGAUUCAUCAGUGAUUAAGGAUGAUGACUGCAGUUUUCACCUUAACGCUGCUAGAGCUAUUGGAGUGAGUACAUUUUCUCCUUUCAAAGGACAUUUUGUACCUUUACUUUCUACAUUUUGUGUGUGACCGACCAAAAUGCUGACUGCUAAAGUUUCUUGCAGUUGUGAUUGCAAUAAUUUGGAGAAGACGAGUAAUAGUUACCCCUGAAUAAAUUAUUACUAGAACACGUGAUCCCGAGUCUGCACUUGCUAGCAUAGAUGCAUUAGGGAAAACAUUAUCCCUGAAUAAAUUCUUGAAAUAAUUAGUUUCAGUUCCUUCAUGGUAAAUUUUAUCAUGAGUCCCAAUUUUAUCAUGGUAAAUAUAUGCAGGCUGGAGUCCUUAUGAUCUACUUCAGCAUAUUCUGCCUGUACCAACAUAUCGUGUUGGUUCCAAUCUUAUUAGAGCUGAUCUGAACUUGAUGCAGUCGGUCUUGGCCAGCAGUAUUUGGCAGUAUUGGCAUUUGGCAAAGGGGGUUUUGCGUUUCCUUUCCUUUACAUCUAUCAGUUCGGAGAGUACUUCGAUCACAUGCACCAUUCUUACAAGCUGGUGAUGGUUCGUUCGCAGAUUUUGAAAGGAACAGACAGCUAUCAAAUUUUCGGAUGCUGGAUAGUAGGAGGGUGGGUAAUGGGUAAAGUCCAUCUGUAUCUCCACUAUGACGGCAUCAGCGGAAGUGCCAUAUAUAUCAGUAUCUGGUUCCAAACACUAAACUUACUCUUAGAAGUUUGCUGCUCAUCACUUUCUCGUGUUCCCAUGUAGAAUGUUGAAUUAGCUCUUAUUCUGUACUCCCUCCGUUCCUUAUUAAUUGACUCUGAUUUAUUACAACUUUUUACUAAAUCAGAGUCAAUUAAUAGGGAACAGAGGGAGUACUUGCUUGCUUAUAUCACACCCUGUUCAUGCUACCCCCUACAAAAAGAUUGUCAAUUGAAAUUCUUUGGACAGUUAAUCAACAGUUGACAAAGAACAUUCAACCUGCUGUCGACGAUAUCCAGUCUUAUUCACUUGCAUUUCUUUUCACAUUUAAUGACAUGACACUUUCCUUUGAAUCUUUUACUAGUUCAUUGCUCUCUGAUCUGCUUAUAUUUUGAUUAGUUUUUAUUUAACCUUUUGUUGUGUAGAAUAAGAUUGUACAGGGAUCUGUCGAUGUCGAACUAUUCUUAGAGGCUGCACUUGGUUUAUAUUGUGGAAAAGUAAACAAACCUGACAGGCUAAAGGCUCUUUUACUUCUUGCACGCUCCAUUGAGGAAGAUCCAAGCACAGUUAUCGUGUGGGUGUUUUAUCUUCAUAUUUACUAUCAAAAGGAUGAAGGACUUGGAACAUUUUAAGUGAACUGCAGGAGGGUGGGCGGAGGGCGCGCUCAGCGGUGCUCUGGCAUCCUGCUCGGCGAGGAAGAGGGUUUGGCGUCGGGGACGGGAACCUGGCUGCGGCGUCGGAUGCAUGGCGCAGCUGGCGCAACUUCCUCUGGCCGCGCGAUGAGGCAUCUGGCCGCGUGGCGAGGCAGGGCCCAAACUCCAUGACAACUUUCUUCCUCGGCGGCAGAUGAACCCUGUUGUUCAUGAUGUGGAGAUGAACCCUGUCGUGUAUUUUAUGUAAUGGUUUCAAACCAUGUUGUUCAUGAUGUGGAGAUGAACCCUGUUGGUCAUGUAAGUUAGAUGCCUGGAUUGUGAAUCCUUGAAUGUUUCAAAAUGUUGGUUUCAAACCUAGAUUGCUUGGAAAUAUUGGUUUUAAA
Molecule: messenger RNA, 4829 nt
Organism: Lolium perenne
Lineage: Eukaryota; Viridiplantae; Streptophyta; Magnoliopsida; Poales; Poaceae
Source: RefSeq, a predicted model, not a curated record